AUGUUGUCAUCAAGAGCGAAUCCAACAAAUGGCGAUGAUUCAGCUAUGCCUGGUGACUAUGGGUCAUUAUCAGUACUACCGAGACGUAAUGGACCUAUUUCAGCUCCUUCUCCAGAGCUCGAAUCUAUGGUGCCAACGUCAAGAACACCAUUUCCACGAAUUCCUGCCGCUCGAUCAAAUGAUGAAAUAUCACCGAGUACACCAUUUUCCCGUCUGCCUAUGGUACCUCGUACUGCUGAUCCAUCAAUGGGAAGGCGAGUUCAGAUGCCUCGAGGUCAAUCUCAUCGACGUAGACGACGACCACUCACACCCGAAAUUGUUAUAGAACCAAAAUCUCGUUGUCGUUCGUCAUGGGGACGAAGACGUGUUAUUACAAUUCCAUGGAAUAAUCGUCCGACGCUCGGCUUACGUGGACCACCGGAAACUGUGAUAGAAAUUGAACGCAUUCCGUGUCGCCGUCGUCGUCGUCAUCAUCAUCAUCGAAGAUGUCGACCUGUAUGUUGUGAAUAUGAGUGUGAUGAUCCACCACCACAACCAACAACAAUCAUAACUAAUCCUAUUGGAAAUCCAUAUUUGUUACCAGCUCAGCCCUCAUUCAUCUUACCCACUAAUGAUAAUAUUGGUACAGUUUCAUCAACAUAUCCUUCAAAUCUCACUGCAGAAAUGCUUGAAAAUUUACCGAGACAAACUGUACACUUGCCACCUAUCCAUCUACCUGGUAGUCAGGCCGAUGAUAAUACUGAACUUGAUACUAUCGUAUUGCCCGCUGAAAUAAUCAAUCCAGCUGAUGGAACCUUAUCAGCCAUUCAAGCUAAUGCAGGAGGAAAUUUUGGCGGAUCUCCAAAUAUGCAAUCUGUUCUAGCAGUUCCUAAUCAAUCAUUUGUUUCCGUGCCUAAUUCAUCUAUUAUUAGAGUACCUAAUCAAUCAUUUAUUUCAGCACCUAAUUCAUCUAUUAUUAGAGUACCUAAUCAAUCCAUUAUUGCAGCACCGAGACAAUCGAUGAUUGCAGCUCCUAAUCAAGUUCAACUAAAUAAUAUAUCAAGAGCGCAAACAAUGUCACCAACAAUGGCAGCAGAUCCACUGAUGCAAAGAUUUCAAAAUCUUUUUCAACGUCUUAGAUUACCACAAGCACAAUCAAUGCCAAGAGCAGCAACCAAUACUCCGAUGAUUCGACCUAUGCUACCUAGUAUGUCACAAAAUAUUCCCAUGAACAAUACUGACAAUCGUCCACCGCCGACUGUUUCGUUGACGAACACAGCAAAUUCCGGAAUUUAUCCUUCAGCCAAUAUUCGACCUGCUAAUCCAUUAAAUAAUGAACUCUAUCGUUCAGCAAACAUGACAUCAUCUGUUCCAACUAGUAGUGCACCUUAUGCACCUGCAAAUAUUACACCAUAUCGUCCGUCAACCUUCACACCAUCUACUACAAUAAACAAUCCGGUAUAUCGUCCUGCUAGUAUUGCACCUUCCAACUCAUCAGCUAUUGGUCCGUACCGUUCAGCAAAUAUUACACCCUAUUCGAAUAGCAAUCUUCCACAAAUGUCAUCGUUUGCUCCGGAGCCGACUCCUUAUACUUCCGCUCCAUCAGUAGCAUCAUCAAGGUCAUUUGCUCCUUUUCCUACUCUAUCUUCCUCUACGCCUUCUACUUAUGCUAAUAAUUAUAUAAAUUCUCAAUCAUUAACAACAAAUUUCAAUCAAACAAACAACGGAAUGCCAAAAUCAAUUCUUCGUAAUGGAACAUCAAAUACUACUUAUACUCGUUUAGCUACACCCAAUAUUUCUUCUUAA
Rotaria socialis is the source of this 1785-nucleotide messenger RNA. NCBI's taxonomy places the organism in Eukaryota, Metazoa, Rotifera, Eurotatoria, Philodinida, Philodinidae. The record is from the annotation of a GenBank genome assembly.